Penicillium argentinense is the source of this 981-nucleotide messenger RNA. RefSeq names its product putative pectin methylesterase (gene pmeA). Gene Ontology annotation, biological process: cell wall modification. Bases 1 to 981 code for a protein of 326 amino acids. The transcript is spliced from 3 exons. Gene Ontology annotation, molecular function: pectinesterase activity. The record is from RefSeq and is a predicted model, not a curated record. Lineage: Eukaryota; Fungi; Ascomycota; Eurotiomycetes; Eurotiales; Aspergillaceae.
AUGUACCUUCCCACAGUGCUCUUUUCAGCCCUAUCUCUCGGCGCGGGAGCUCUUGGCGCCCCGGCGGAAUUGCAGCGUCGGGCUAGCAGGACGAGUGCGCCUGCUGGCUGUUUGACGGUCGGGUCUGGCGGGACUUAUAGCACGAUUGGCGGUGCUCUCGAAGCACUUGGUUCCUCGACGGCCUCGGCGUGUAUCUUUGUCGCCAGUGGUACAUACACGGAACAGCUGAAGAUCGACUAUGCAGGCAAUCUGACCCUAUAUGGCCAGACGAGUGAUACUGGAACCUACAAGAGUAAUACGGUGACUAUCACGCACACGAUUUCUUCGCCUCAGGCUGGUACGCUGGAUAAGAGUGCCACGGUGAAUGUUGUUUCCGAUGGGUUCAAGAUGUAUAACAUAAAUGUGGUGAAUGGGUAUGGAAAAGGUUCUCAGGCCGUCGCACUGGUCGGCAACGCCGACCAGCUCGGCUUCUACGGAUGCCAAUUUUCGGGCUACCAGGAUACACUAUACGCCAAAGCUGGAUCGCAGUACUACUCAAACUGCAUGAUCGAAGGAGCUGUGGACUACAUCUUCGGCGACGCCUCCGCCUGGUUCGGCGAAUGUGACAUCGUCUCCAACGGCCCGGGCGCCAUAACCGCCAACUCGCGCGAAGAAUCCGACGACACAGCCUGGUACGCCAUCGACAACUGCAACGUGAAAGCGGCAUCCGGCACCGACAUCGACGGCGACGUAUACCUGGGCCGGCCGUGGCGCGUGCUUUCUCGAGUGAUUUAUCAGAAUUCACAACUAGGCAGUCUGAUUAAUGCGAAGGGGUGGACGACCAUGGCGGAGGGGGCGACGCCGUUUUAUUAUGAGUUUAAUAAUGAGGGCGAGGGCGCGAGUACCGCCGACCGCGAGUAUGAGAGUAGUAUCUCGGCGGCUGUUAAUAAGAAUACGGUUCUGGGGAGUGGGUGGAAGAGUUGGGUUGAUACUAGUUACUAA